Lepisosteus oculatus (spotted gar) is the source of this 1163-nucleotide messenger RNA. Its product is annotated as CKS domain-containing protein. NCBI's taxonomy places the organism in Eukaryota, Metazoa, Chordata, Actinopteri, Semionotiformes, Lepisosteidae. Gene Ontology annotation, cellular component: SCF ubiquitin ligase complex; cyclin-dependent protein kinase holoenzyme complex. Gene Ontology annotation, biological process: regulation of mitotic cell cycle. Gene Ontology annotation, molecular function: protein kinase binding; ubiquitin binding; histone binding. The record is from RefSeq and is a predicted model, not a curated record.
AGGCUUGCUCUCGCUGUUCAAUUCGCAGUUCUGUUGCUGUUUGAAACCAGUGUCGGUUGGACUGGGAAUCAGAGCUGUGUGGAGAAGUUACUAUUUUGCUUCGUUUUUAAAAGUAUUACUGCUUCCAGUUUUGUAGCACAGUCAUUUUUUACUCAAGCCAUGGCUCAUAAGCAGAUCUACUACUCCGAUAAAUAUACCGAUGACCACUAUGAAUACAGGCAUGUAAUGCUACCCAAGGAGCUGGCAAAACAAGUACCCAAAACACACUUGAUGUCAGAAGACGAAUGGAGGCGGUUAGGAGUACAGCAGAGUCUUGGAUGGGUUCACUACAUGAUCCACGAACCUGAGCCACACAUUCUCUUGUUCAGAAGACCUCUUCAGAAAGAGUAAAGUGAACUUCCGGAAUCUUCACAUGAAUCUUCUGGGACAUUGUUCAUUAUUGUGGUAUUCAGUGAAUACUUGGAUUUUGCCAACAAAUUUGCCAACUCCUGCGCAUGAGCUGUAUUCUUCACAGCAACAAAGCUCAGUCAAAAUACAGAGGAGAAAAUGGAUAUUCUGCUUAGUACAUGUGGGAAAGGGAACGGAGUGGAAAAAGUCAGUUCUCUGUUAGAAGCAAGUGCCUCUGUUUACGUAAAAUUCUUGUUCAAGUAGAGGUAUACAUUUUUCAAUAAAGUUCUGGUUGCAUUAAUUGUGUAUGUACCAUUGCUGAAUGAGUUUAGUACUACAAAACUAGGAAAGUUGCAACUUCUUUGUAACAUUUCUGUUUUAAAGUCUAAGUAUAUAUACACUGAGUUUGCAAUUAGUCUUAUGGGAGGGUUUUGGGAAAUCUUAUGUGAACUUCUUUGGAUUGGUGGUAUGUUUUCGCCAUACCUGAUCAUUUGAAAAUCUGAUUAUUCUGCCUCAAAAAGUAACAUUAUAUGAUGAGCAGCUUUGCUUCCUUGUCAGCUUGGUCAAAAUAUUUGUGCCUUGCACUAUUUGUGAUUGGUUCACUGCUGUAAUGAGUUGCUUGCUCACUACUUAAUGUUUGUUCUAAAUAAAGCUUUCUGAUAUCAUCUUCAGGUAUUGCUGAAAAGGUUUCUACUUUACAUUUUAUACAGUAAUAUUACUUGUGUGGAGUAGUUGCCAAAACGGAUAAUUAAAAAGAUAUUCAUUUCAAAACCCUA